AUGAAGGACAUACGUCGUAUUACAUCUCUUCUAUUAACGUGGACUCUAUUCGGGCUUGUAACUGCGGCUUCGGGGCUAUCUUUACCCUCUAUUCUCCGACAGAACCCUUUGAACUCAAAAUACAACCAGCACCCUAUCAUGGCCAACCUCCCAGGCUUCUUACAACCAGGCCAAGGGUCAGAGAAUCCAGACAACCCGCCCGUGAUCUCGGAUGUCCUGCCUAAGACCAAAGGCAUCAAUGUAUUCUCCCAACUGACGCGAGACUUCGACCCGGUCGCUUCCCGUUUGAACGAUGCUACAAAGAACGUAACUGUCCUCGCCCCUCGGAAUAGCGCUAUUCAGGCUCUUCCCCGCAAGCCCUGGGAGAACCCGGAAGAUUAUGCCAAGUUCGGUGAAGCGAAUGCCUACGAGGGCCAGGAUGGACAAGACCGGGCAAAGCAGAACUUGCAGAAAUUCGUCGAGGCUCACGUUAUACCCGUAAGCCCAUGGAAAGAGGGCGAAGAAGUCGAGACCAUGGGAGGCGAAAAGCUUAAAUGGGUCAAGGAUGGCGAUAAGAUGAUUAUUCAACCGGGCAACGUUCAGGUCAACAGCAUCGCAGAGAGAGUCUCCAACGGAGAAGUCUGGGUUUUAGACAAUGUGGUAAACUACCGCUGA
Molecule: messenger RNA, 654 nt
Organism: Penicillium chermesinum
Lineage: Eukaryota; Fungi; Ascomycota; Eurotiomycetes; Eurotiales; Aspergillaceae
Exons: 2
Coding region: 1-654 (217 amino acids)
Source: RefSeq, a predicted model, not a curated record